Syzygium oleosum is the source of this 1651-nucleotide messenger RNA. RefSeq names its product F-box/kelch-repeat protein At5g43190. The transcript has 2 exons. Gene Ontology annotation, molecular function: protein binding. Bases 312 to 1493 code for a protein of 393 amino acids. NCBI's taxonomy places the organism in Eukaryota, Viridiplantae, Streptophyta, Magnoliopsida, Myrtales, Myrtaceae. The record is from RefSeq and is a predicted model, not a curated record.
AACAGAUUCCUGUUCCCUCUCAACUAGGGGUUGAGGCUGGCCUGGCAAGUGCCUGCAAUGGCAACAGAUGCAUGUAUGAUUGUUGCCUUCUAUAGUUCUGGUGGUUGUGACUUAGAUACUAGGGGUAGUAAGAGAGGGGAUUUGGCAGAUGUGUUUGGACCAUCCUGACGAUUGAUGACUGAUCGAAAUCUCCCAGUUGAAACAGCAUGCUGUAUCUAGGAUAGAUGUGGACAGAUGGCACAUGAACUCUGUGUGUGGAGUGCACAUUCUGUGUCUGGUCCGCUCUUUCGAAUCUCCCACGGACCAGACACAUGCUGUGUAGAAAGCGCCCACUGUUUCCCCAAAGUCAAAGAUAUGAUCAAAGAAGAGCCAUGCACCGGAGGCGAGUAGCAUCACCAACGACCCGGGUCGUAAAAAUGGAUCCGAAAAUCUGGAGCCUCCUGCCGCGGGAGCUGCUUGAGCACAUCCUCUCUUUCCUACCACUCAGGGCCUUCCUCAUCCUCAGGUCCACCUGCAAGCACUUCAACUCUCUCCUAUUCACUCCUUCCUUCGUCUCCAAACACUCCUCUCGGUCUCUCUCCUCCUUCCUCCUCCUCUCUCACCCCCACUGCCACCAACACUACCCUCUCUAUGACUCCGCUGCCGGCACGUGGCACUCCUCCGCCCUCUCGCCCUCCCUUCUCCUCCCCAAUUUCAAGAACUCCUCCCUCAUCUCCUCCUCCAAUGGCCUCCUCUGCUUCUCCCUCCCGAACUCCUCUUCCUUCCUCAUAUGCAACCUCCUGACCAAGUCCUGGAGAGAGAUCAAGUUCCCAUCCUUCCCCUUCGUCUUCGAGCUCCUCACUUUUGUCUCAACCCCGAAGCUUGGCUACAAGAUCUUCAUCCUCGCCUGCGGGUCCUCCCGGUUUGAAGCUUUCCUGUAUGACUCCAGAUUUCACUCGUGGCAAAAGGUCAACGGGUUUGACCGGAUCCUGGGCUACACCCACCACCAGGAAGGCGUGUACUUCGACGGGCACCUGUACUUCGCGACAUCGGAGCCGUUCUCAAUCAUCUGCUUCAACCCGGAGGCCGGGACGACGGAGCACCGCGGGUCCGAGCUGCUGCCGCCACCCGACGAGCUCACCUUCGCGAGGCUGGUGAGUGAUGGCGGUGAGAGGCUGUACCUGGUGGGGGGGAUCGGGGCGAACGGGAUAUCGAGGGGCAUGAAGCUGUGGGCGCUGUGCAGAGGAGGGGGGAGGUGGGAGGAGGUGGAGAGCUUGCCGGAGCUGGUGUGCCGGAAGUUCAUGUCGGUGUGCUACCACAACUACGAGCACGUCUACUGCUUCUGGCACCAAGGGAUGGUGUGCAUCUGCUGCUACACAUGGCCGGAGAUUCUGUACUACAGGGCUUCCAGGCGGACAUGGCACUGGUUGCCCAAGUGCCCUUCGCUCCCUGAGAAAUGGAGCUGUGGCUUUAAGUGGUACUCCUUUCUUCCAGAGAUAUCAGCCAUGGCUUGAGGCUUGACGUGUUCUAUCUAUAACUCUUGAUUCACGUUACAAUUAGCCUGGUGUUGCAUCUGUUGAUAUAAAUUAAAGUCGCAGUCUUUGCAUGAGUAUUGCACAUAUCAGAAUCACAAUGCCCUGUUCUAUGAAAUCUCAAUUCAUUUCGUGCUGCA